AUGAAUUGUGCCCGGGGCAUGGGCUGGGUCUGGCCGCGCCAUCGCAGAGCACGGCUGCGGAUUUACAUGUUUUUCUCCGCGGAGGCUGUAUUAAAAGGGCUGCAUCGGCCAGACGAGGGCGGCAGCGCAGGCGACGGCGAGGGUGCCACUAUUUCCCUUGGAGUCUUCCUUGCAACGGUGGGCAUCUUCGGCGACGUUAGCGAUCUGUUUGGCGACCUCUACCAGAAGCUACUGUCCAUCAACAAACUCUUGGAACCGUUGCACGAUGUUACUGUGUUCUUCAACCUGCCAACAGAGCUUCUCGAGCUCAAACAAGUGAAUCGACAGCUCCGGACAAUGACGAAGAAGCUUCAGGCUGAAGCAAUGCAGAAACCAGAGCCGUCUUUGGAAUCGGGGCUGGUCAAGACGGACCUCAUUCCCAUAAAAGUUGUAGAAAUGAGCUUUAGAUAUCAUGGCCCAGUUGGCGACAUCGACGAUGCCGACGGGUGGCUUUUCCGAAACGUAAACUUGUCUGUAGAUCAGGGACGUUUGGUUGCGCUAGUGGGCGCGCACGGCACUGGGAAGGCCACUUUUCUUCGCCUCCUGGGGCGGCGGAUAUUCCCCACAGAAGGGAGCGUCUAUCCAAUUUGCCUUCGCACCUUCGAGUCCUGUUCAUUUCCGAGGACCCUGUCAUUAUGA
Prorocentrum cordatum is the source of this 678-nucleotide messenger RNA. The record is from the annotation of a GenBank genome assembly. NCBI's taxonomy places the organism in Eukaryota, Dinophyceae, Prorocentrales, Prorocentraceae.